UUUUUUUCGUUCUGUUUUGCGUCACUGUUUUGUUGCUUGUUUGUGUAUUGUUGUUUUGAUUAAUAAUCUGCUACAGCAGAGCUCAUAAUGUAAUGAAAGUUAGGCGUUUACAUGUGCAACGGCAUUUCUUGCUUAUAAAUUACGCAUUUGUGAUCACGUAAUUCAACAUCUUUCGGUAGUUUGCUUCGAAACAGAAUCAUGGAAGCUUUCUCACCAUACUUUCUUUCUCUACUUGUACUUCUUCUUCCUCUCUCGAUCUAUCUCCUAUUGUUUAUUCGUAAAACGGGCAUCACCGAAUCGAGAAAAACCCUUCCUCCAGGCUCAAACGGUUGGCCGAUGCUCGGAGAAAAUAUGGCGUUCGCCUUCUCGGGCCCACACAAAUUCGUCGAAGACAGAAUGCGGAAGUACUCGCCGCACGUAUUUCGAACAUCCUUAUUGGGUGAGAAGAACAUAUCGAUAUUUUGCGGUGCACAAGGCAACAAGUUCAUCUACACGAACGAGCAAAAACUCCUCACCUCAUGGUGGCCACAAUCGAUGAAGAAGGCCUUGCUCUUCUCCGAAUCGGUACAAAGCAACACAAAUAUUGGAAUAUCCGCACUAAAACGUAGCCUCCACCGUGAAAUCUUCAAGCCGGAGGCAUUUAAACGAUAUAUUCCGGCGAUGGAUGCCCUAGCUCGAGACCAUCUCGACCACCAUUGGAUUCCCAAUUCGACGGUGGAGAUCUUCCACAUGUCGAAAAAGUACACGUUCGAGCUAGCGUGUAGAUUGUUUAUGAGUGUGGUCGAUCCGGUGCAAAUAAAUAAGCUCUCUGAUCCAUUCACUUUCGUGACUGACGGGAUGCUAUCCAUGCCCGUAAAUUUACCCGGAACGGCUUAUAACCACGCUAUCGAAAAGGGCGAAACGGUAAAAAGGGAAGUGGUGAAUAUCGUCACAAAGAGGAGAAACGAGCUUAUGAUGAACAAGGAAACGGAGGGUCGAGAUCUUCUGUCGACGAUGCUACUCGCAACGGAUGAAGAUGGCCGGUUUCUGAGCGAAACAGAGGUUUCUAACAUUAUCAUCGGUUAUCUAGCGGCUAGCUUCUUAACGACGAGCUCUGCGGUCAGCGUCGUAAUGAAUUACCUUGCGGAACUUCCACACGUUUACGAAAAGGUUUUGAAAGAACAAACGGAGAUUGCAAAAUCGAAAAAACCCGACGAGCUAUUAACUUGGGAAGACAUCGAAAAGAUGAAGUAUUCUUGGAACGUAGCGUGCGAAUCUUUCCGAUUAAUGCCCCCCGCUCAAGGGGCAUUUAGGGAAACCACAAAAGAAUUCACCUAUGCUGGUUUCACCAUUCCUAAAGGAUCAAAGAUACUUUGGACGGUUCAUUCGACGCACAAGAAUCCGGAAUACUUUCCGGAACCGGAAAAGUUUGAUCCGACGAGGUUUGAAGGGAGCGGGCCCGCUCCCUACACGUAUGUUCCGUUUGGAGGGGGGCCGCGAAUGUGCCCCGGAGUAGAAUACGCAAGGCUAGAAGUGUUGGUUUUCGUGCACAACGUUGUAACAAGAUUCAAACUCGAAAAGGCAAUCCCAAAUGAGAAGGUUGUGAUCCAUGCUUCAGCUAUACCUGCUCAUGGAUUACCUGUUCAUCUCCAUCCACGUGAUAAAUAAAUUAAGCACGUGUUUUAUUCUGUUCUCUGUCACUGUUUUUUAUACACACGUGCACAUUUGUUGUUAUUGCCAUCAGAUGUAUGUGCACAUGGCAUGUUAGCCGGUAUUAAGAAAUGUACUCAUAUCCAAAUAGUUUGUUACAGUAGAGAAAUAAUGUUUAGUUAAUCAA
Molecule: messenger RNA, 1816 nt
Organism: Erythranthe guttata (spotted monkey flower)
Lineage: Eukaryota; Viridiplantae; Streptophyta; Magnoliopsida; Lamiales; Phrymaceae
Product: beta-amyrin 6-beta-monooxygenase
Biological process (GO): sterol metabolic process
Molecular function (GO): monooxygenase activity; oxidoreductase activity, acting on paired donors, with incorporation or reduction of molecular oxygen; iron ion binding
Source: RefSeq, a predicted model, not a curated record